Molecule: messenger RNA, 693 nt
Organism: Lodderomyces oxycetoniae
Lineage: Eukaryota; Fungi; Ascomycota; Pichiomycetes; Serinales; Debaryomycetaceae
Product: IRC22
Exons: 1
Coding region: 1-693 (230 amino acids)
Cellular component (GO): endoplasmic reticulum; endoplasmic reticulum membrane
Source: RefSeq, a predicted model, not a curated record
AUGAAGAUCUUUACACUUUUGGCUGCAGCUGCAGCGUCAAUUGCUACUGUUUCUGGAUACAAUGUCAUUGAUAGACAAUAUGUUGAUAUUUCUAUCGAGUACAGUAUUGUCCAAACCCCGGAAAUCACUGAAAAGAAUGUUGCUCAAUGGGUUAAUGGUGAUGAAGUCACUUUGCAAUAUAAACUUGAGAACAAUGAAAAAUCCGUGGUUACUGUUAUUGGUGUAGGUGGUAUGUUUGCCAACCCGGUCACAAAUGAGAUUGUUACCAACUUGACUCGAGGUCAAAUUGGUCCAAUUACUGUUGCUCCUGGUACAUCAUCAGUUUUUGAACAGCGUAUUGGAGUUGAUUUAAUUCCAGACAAUUAUCAGUUGGUUCCUCAAGUUUUUAUAGCUCAUGAGGACUUGAUCAAGGUUGUUGCAUGUCGUGGCCAGUUGGCUUCAGUUGCUGAUAAGUCAAUCUCAUUUUUUGAUCCUAGGUUGAUCUUUUUGGAACUUGUGUUGAUAGCUUCGCUUGCUGGUUUGGGAUAUUUGGUAUACGACAUUUGGGGUAAGAGAUACUUUGCAGCAACGCAACCUGUUAAGGUGAAAAAGACCACUGAUGCAACAAAAGUUACAUCAACUGGAUCAGGUUAUGAUGUAAACUGGGUUCCAGAAUCACACUUGAAACAGAAAAAGACAAAAAAGGUGGCCUAG